AUGGAAAACAGCCCCCUCUACGUCCACAAAGAGUUUGAGACAACAGGGGAAGGCACUGACGAAUGGGAGGUGGCGCGAACGCGAGUGCAUCUUGGAGCCCUUAUUGGAAGCGGUGCCUUCGGCAGGGUGCACGUCGCUGAGCUCGACAUGGCAGGAGGAGAGACCACUACUGUCGCUGCGAAAAUGCUGUCAGACAACGCAUCGGAGGAAGAAAUGCAGGAUUUCCUCCGAGAAAUACUGAUGCUGAAACACGUCGGAUACCACGUGAACGUGAUAAGGCUGGUCGGGUGCUGCACUACGCGGGCGCCCCUUAUAGCCCUGUUAGAGCACGCGCCGAGGGGAGACCUUCUCUCUCUUUUGCGGGCUGCUAGAGGGAGACGCAAGCAGAACGUACAGCGCUCCAAUCCCAAGAAGGACAGCGAUGCCACGAGCAGACCCUCGGAAGGCGACUCGGAUUACACAAAUCUGAGCGAUUCUGAUCCGACGCUGACCGACGAGAAGCUAUACGGAGACAAGAGUGAGCGUGGCAGGGACCACUACGUGGCAGAGCCCGCCCUUCAGCUGGACAGCGGGACCAUGAGGGAAUACGCCCUACAAGUAGCCUUGGGUAUGAGGCAUUUGGAGGAAAGGGGAAUAACUCACCGAGACCUGGCGGCGCGGAACAUUCUGGUCGACGGCGCCGGUGUGCUCAAAGUGGCCGACUUCGGGCUCUCCCGCUCCGGCGUGUACAUCCACACGCGCGCCAGGCCCGUGCCCCUGCGCUGGCUGGCGCCGGAGGCCAUAUUCCACGCGCAGUACUGCGGCGCCAGCGACGUGUGGGCGUUCGCCGUUCUGCUUUGGGAGAUCGCCACACUGGGUGGUUUCCCGUACGCCGAGCUGAGCAACCACCAGGUGCCCGCGUACCUGACCGGCGGCGGGCGGCUGCCGAGGCCGGCGCGCGCCUCGCCCAGCCUGUACGAGCUGAUGGGCGAGUGCUGGGCCGACGAGCCCCACGAGCGGCCCACCUUCGCCCGCAUAGUGGACAAGCUGGCCGCCCAGCGGCAGCUCUACGUGGACCUGGAGCUGCCGCCGGGGCUGUUCCCCACCGAGGAGCGCGUCACCCACCUCAGCGACUACUUCAGCAACUCGAGCGGCGACAGCGCCCCCCGG
This is a messenger RNA of Iphiclides podalirius (scarce swallowtail), 1149 nucleotides long. The record is from the annotation of a GenBank genome assembly. NCBI's taxonomy places the organism in Eukaryota, Metazoa, Arthropoda, Insecta, Lepidoptera, Papilionidae.